GGAUAUUGUUUUGGGACUAAUAUGUUUUAAUGCAGGUACAUUUUGGCUAAGGAGCAUAAAAUACACCCAAAAAAAAUAUUUACUGUUAACUCACGUACAGAGGAAUAUGGACAAGUCGUGGAUGUCAGCACCUAGGGGUACGACACAGUAUAACGAUGGGUGUAGAGCGUUCGUGGCAUUCGCCGUUCGUAACUGUAGGGCUGCUGAUGGCAAAAUUUACUGCCCAUGUAAGUACUGCCGGAAUAACCAGCGGCACCCCCCAGAUUACGUUCUUGCCCACCUGACAGGGGGGAAGGGAAUGUCCACGGGAUACGGUUACUGGUAUAUGCACGGUGAGACUACCCUAAACCCUGCUGCUCCUGUUCGGGGUCACGACCAUCCCAGUGUCACAGAUACGGCUGCCCGUGGCAUUGAACAUGUAGAAGUCAGAGAACAAGGCGGAGACCUGGAACAAGGUAAUGCGACAACGAUUGGUCCGUUGUCGCCUGUUGGACAAUUACUGAGCCAACAAUUCCCUCUCGGGACUUCAUCGCCCGUUACACCAUCUCUUGCGGGACAAUCGCCGAUUGGCGAGUUCAUGCCCGGGACUGCACCUCGUGAUCCGCAGCGACGUCCUCCAGAUUUGUAGAUAUUUUAUGUAUUUUUUUUGUUAGUAACGAAUAACUUUAUUAGAUCAAGAUUUUCAAAUUUGUUAAUAUUGUUGUGUAAGUAUUUGUUGUUAGUA
Alnus glutinosa is the source of this 724-nucleotide messenger RNA. RefSeq lists its product as uncharacterized. Lineage: Eukaryota; Viridiplantae; Streptophyta; Magnoliopsida; Fagales; Betulaceae. The record is from RefSeq and is a predicted model, not a curated record. The transcript has 3 exons. Bases 107 to 628 code for a protein of 173 amino acids.